Molecule: messenger RNA, 2515 nt
Organism: Rosa chinensis
Lineage: Eukaryota; Viridiplantae; Streptophyta; Magnoliopsida; Rosales; Rosaceae
Exons: 5
Coding region: 59-229 (56 amino acids)
Source: RefSeq, a predicted model, not a curated record
CCAAAACUCUCUUCUCUUGUAAAAUUGAGAAAUUUGUAAAAGGAUUAAAUUCACGAAAAUGGAGAAAGCUUUCACUCUGGUUCAGACAAUUGCCGUUGCAACUGUCUUCUCUGCGGUCUCCGGCUGGUACGGAUUCAUGUUUGGAAGAGAAUCUGCUCGCAAAGAGCUUGGAAGCUUAAUCGAAGACCUUCGCCGCCAGAAUCCCAAUUCCGAUCCACCUCAUUCCUGACUUCAUUGGGUUCAAGGGAUCAGGUGGGCAGUGUGGAAAUCCCUUCAUUUGUUAAAGCAUGAGAAAACAUUGUCUUAAGGCCUUACUGGUAAACUCCUUCGGCCAUCAUCGGCUGUUUCCAGGUCAUCUUACCUAUCCUUGACAGCGGAGUGUGCAAACCCUGUGGAGUUUAGAUAUUCACUUUAAAACCUUUGUAUGCUGACUUGCAUUGAAGAUUGCAACUCUCUGCUGUGGUGUAGUUGUUAUUCAAGAUGAAUAAAUUAGAUAAUGUAGUUGGUGUUGACCAUACUCUUUGGUGUUUCAAAUUAAUGAAGUUCAUUCUGUGAAUUAAUUUGUCAAUAUUACUUGCUGUGGAUCAUAGAGGCUUUGCCCUUCCUGUUAUGAUGAUAAAAUAAAAACUGUAACUUGGAUUUUCCAUACAACGUUCUCUUUACUUUUCUGAAAGGCUAAUGUUAUGUUUCUGCUCUGACCUACUCUCUUGUAUAGAAAUAUGCAAACCUAGUGGCUAAGUGGUUGAUUUGUAUCAGCCUAUGACCUUUUGUGAUUUACUUUGGUUGUUUUAUCAGUAGUUGUCAACUAAUUUGCUAAAACACUGAAAAAGGUAUAAGUUAGUUAAAUAAGCUACGUAAAUAUUUGCAUGAAGCCCUUUUUCUUCUUCAUGGUAAAGAUGGUAAUAUUGAAGGGACAUUGAACUGCAAGAACUAGUUUCUUGUUCAUCAGCAAAAACAAGAAGUAUUCUAAGUCUUGAAAUUAGGGAGGUUUGAGCUCAACAGGGAUGAACUGGGUUUUCCUUCCUCUGCUUCAUCCUCUAUAUAAUUCAUUCAAUUCCUUCAUUUUCUGUUAAGGUUUUCACUUUACCAGACUUUCUGUCAUUUCUCCUUGUUUUCUUUCUGGGUUUUCUCUGUUUCAGCCUUUUAGCUCUUCUUUCUUAUCUCGGUGAUAUCAAGCUAUCAUUUUUACAACUUUUAUUACAUACCCAAUUUGAGACUAGAGCCUUGAGUUUUGUUUAGAGCUUUUGUUAAGAAAUGAAGUGCAUCUUUCCCUUCAAAUCCAAGAACAAACAAAAGGAGUCAAAAUCAGCUCCAGAUUUGAGAAACAAAAGCGAGUCCUUAACUCCGGUAUUAGACCGUGACUCGAUCUAUACCUUCACCAAGAAGCAUACCAGAAUUGUACAAGGAGAAUGAGCAGAAUUUGAAGGCUUUCUCAUUCCAAGAGCUCAGGGAUUCAAUCAAUGGCUUCAGCAGGUUGCAAAAGCCCAAAAAUGGCAAGGGUACUCCAAUUUUGGUUGCCAUAAAGAAGUUGAAUCCACAUAGCUUACAGCUACCCUUUGUCUGACAAAUAGUGCUUGGAUCACGAGGUUACAAAUAAUACUUGGUGCUGCUCAAAGAUUGGCUUAUCUACACGAGGGACUGGAAGUCCAGGUGAUCUAUUGAGAUUUCAAAUCUUCCAACGUGCUUUUGGAUGAGGACUUUAAGCCGAAGCUCUCAGACUUUGGGCUUGCUAAAGAAGGGCCAAAGGGUGACCGUACUCAUGUAUCGACAGCAGUAAAUAGGUAAUAGAUGUGGGCGGGAAUCUUGUUACUAACCCAAGUUCUUUAAGGACUUGAUGUCAACUUCAUUUGGAGGUUGGCAGAAUCUUGUUGAAUUGCAAUAUUGAGAGGACAAUUGGUAUUAGUCAUCAUUCGCCUUUCUGGUUCUUUGCUUCUAUUUAACAAUUUCCCUGGUUCAUAUUGUAUUUGCUUUUGUUAUCAGUUGGUAGGGACUUAUGGGUAUGCUGCCCCAGAGUAUGUUGAAACAGGCCAUCUUUCCAUCCAUAGUGACUUAUGGAGUUUUGGUGUGGUCCUGUAUGAGAUCCUCACUGGGAGGCGUGUGUUAGAAAGACACCGGCCAACAGUGGAGCAGAAGCUUCUUUAUUGGGUUAGACAGUACCCUGCAGACAGUAAAAAGUUCAGCAUGAUAAUAGAUUCACUCCUGAGAGACCAGUAUUGUAUUAAUGUAGCUCGGAAAAUCGCCAAGUUGGCAGAUAGCUGCCUGAACAAGAAUUCGAAAGGCAGGCCAACAAUGAAUUAGGUAGUAGAGAUCUUGAAGCGAGCUUUACAAGAGUCACAAAAGGGUACCAAUUCUGUAAAUAACAAUUUUGGGGCAUCUGGGUCUAAAUUGGGUAGAAAGAACCCCAAGUUGAGGUGAUAUAAGAGAGAAGACUGCGAUCAAAUGAAAGCAUUAUUAAUAGUGUCUGCUGUGACUAUAUUCUAUUUAAACUUUUUAACAGGUUGAGAUGGUUGAAUAA